AUUAUUUUUUAAUAAAUGCUACAAGUUCUAACAAGCUGUAUCAGUUUUUAAAUUCUAGACUAAUUAUACAAUGGUGCAGUAUCAAGGCAAUUCCGCUGCCGGCGGCGAGCACAUACACAUGGUGACAUUGGAUAAAACGGGCAAGAAAUCAUUUGGCAUUUGUAUUGUGCGUGGCGAGGUGAAGGAUUCGCCAAAUUCGAAAACCACGGGCAUAUUUAUCAAAGGCAUAGUCCCGGAUAGUCCAGCGCAUCUGUGUGGCAAGCUAAAGGUAGGUGAUCGCAUACUCUCGCUUAAUAACAAGGAUGUGCGGCAUUCCACGGAGCAGGCGGUCAUUGAUCUCAUCAAGGAGGCGGACUUUAAGAUUGAGCUGGAAAUACAAACGUUUGACAAGAGCGAUGCUGAGAAUAAGAAUGAUCCCAGAAGUAAUGGCUAUAUGCAGGCGAAGAAUAAGUUUAAUCAAGAGCAAACACCCAACAACACGAUGGCUAGGCAGCCAACCAUGCGUAAUGAUCCGAAGCGCAACACAACUUUUGCUGCAUCCACCAGAGUCAAGCAUACGCCGCUCUAUCAGGAUGAGGAUGAUGAGGACACGCGUGAUAUGACUGGACGCAUACGCACUGAGGCGGGCUAUGAGAUUGAUCGUGCCUCGGCGGGCAACUGCAAGCUGAACAGGCAAGAAAAGGAUCGCGACAAGGAGCAAGAGGAUGAAUUUGGCUACACCACGGCCAAGAUUAACAAGCGCUAUAACAUGAUGAAGGAUCUGCGUCGCGUCGAGGUGCAACGCGAUCCCAGCAAACCGCUGGGUCUGGCGCUUGCCGGCCACAAGGAUCGACAGAAGAUGGCCUGCUUUGUGGCUGGCGUGGAUCCCAAGGGCAUACUGGCCAGUGUAGACAUCAAGCCCGGCGAUGAGAUCGUCGAGGUCAAUGGCAACGUGCUCAAGAAUCGCUGCCAUUUGAACGCCUCCGCUGUGUUCAAAAAUGUGGAGGGUGAUAAGCUGGUGCUGAUCACAUCGCGACGCAAGCCCAAUGAUGAGGGCAUGUGCGUGAAGCCCAUCAAAAAGUUUCCAGGUUUUAGCGAUGAGACCAAGUUUAUAUUCGAUCAGUUUCCCAAGGCGCGCACGGUGCAGGUGCGCAAGGAGGGCUUCCUAGGCCUUAUGGUUAUCUACGGCAAGCACGCCGAGGUGGGCAGUGGCAUCUUUGUCUCCGAUCUGCGCGAGGGCUCCAAUGCUGAGGCGGCGGGCAUCAAAGUGGGCGACAUGCUGCUGGCGAUCAACCAGGAUGUCACGCUGGAGUCCAACUAUGAUGAGGCAACAGGCUUGCUUAAGCGCGCCGAGGGCGUUGUGACCAUGAUUGUGCUUACGCUCAAGAGCGAGGACGCAAUUCGAGCUGAACGUGAGGCGGAGGAAAAGAAAAAAGAAGAGGCCAAAAAAGAGGAAGAGAAGCCACAGGAGCCCGCUACUGCCGAAAUAAAGCCCAAUAAGAAAAUACUCAUCGAAGUCAAGGUGGAGAAGAAACCUCUGGGCGUCAUAGUCACUGGCGGCAGGAAUAAUCACGUCAAGACUGGUUGUGUCAUCACACACAUUUAUUCGGAGGGCGCCUUGGCGACGGACAAUCGCCUCAAGAUCUUUGAUCACAUAUGCGACAUUAAUGGCAAAGCCGUACAUGUGGAUAGCAUCACAACGCUUAAGGUGCACCAGCUGUUCCAUCUGACCUAUGAUAAAAAUGUUACUUUUACGGUUUACCGCGCUGACCCACCAGAACUCGAAAAAUUCAAUGUGGACUUUAUGAAGAAGAGUGGCAAGGAGCUCGGACUCUCGCUUGCACCUAAUGAGCGUGGCUGCACUAUAUCCGACAUAGUGCAAGGUCAAUAUCCGGAAAUCGAUAAUAAGCUGCAACGCGGCGAUAUAAUAACCAAGUUUAAUGGCGAUUCAUUGGAGGGUUGCACAUUUGAGGUGUGUUAUGCGCUCUUCAAGGGCGCCAACGGCAAAAUUUCCUUCGAAGUGACAAGGCCAAAGCCCACACUGCGCACCGAAGCGCCCAAGUAAUGAGCGCGUGCAACGAAACUUUAGAAAAACUUAAUAAAAACUUGCGUAUCACUUGUAAUAUAAA
Drosophila busckii is the source of this 2108-nucleotide messenger RNA. RefSeq names its product inactivation-no-after-potential D protein (gene inaD). Gene Ontology annotation, molecular function: protein binding. NCBI's taxonomy places the organism in Eukaryota, Metazoa, Arthropoda, Insecta, Diptera, Drosophilidae. Bases 71 to 2044 code for a protein of 657 amino acids. The record is from RefSeq and is a predicted model, not a curated record. The transcript has 11 exons.